Molecule: messenger RNA, 1849 nt
Organism: Mugil cephalus (flathead mullet)
Lineage: Eukaryota; Metazoa; Chordata; Actinopteri; Mugiliformes; Mugilidae
Gene: cyb561d2
Product: transmembrane reductase CYB561D2
Exons: 3
Coding region: 250-924 (224 amino acids)
Cellular component (GO): endoplasmic reticulum
Molecular function (GO): transmembrane monodehydroascorbate reductase activity
Source: RefSeq, a predicted model, not a curated record
GCCAACCCCCAGCGGAGCCAAAUCUGAGAGUUUGACUGAGAUGAAUUAAUGAUCGGUAAAAUAUACAGACAUGUGACUGAUAUGUGUUAAUGUAGUCUUCCGUUUGUCUUGUAGUUUAUUUACAUGAAGCAGCUCUGCAGCAGAGGGAAGUAAAAGACUUUUAACCGACCAUCACUUCCGCUUUCCUCGCUGCCUUAAACUGACCGGGUUCACGUACUGACAGUCUGGUGUCUAAAGUUCAUUUUAAACAUGAUCAACAACAGAGACACCGAAGCGGAGCCUCGGUUUUACGGCUUUGCCAGAAAAGCUUCUGCGGUUCUUACCCACUUCAUCUGUGUCUUCUUCACUGCAUUCAUCGCAGUUUUGUCUCGACCUGGUACAAGUUGGUUUUCUUGGCAUCCUUUCUUCAUGACACUAGCUUUCUGCUUCCUCAUGACAGAAGCUGUGCUCCUCUUCUCACCUCAUGCCUCCCUCAUCAAAAAGUUUUCACACAAGACCAAAGGCCGUGUUCACUGGGUCCUGCAGGUCCUCUGUGUGUCCUGUGCGGCCCUGGGCCUGGCUGCCAUCUCCUACAACAAACACCUCAACGGGAAGCCCCACUUCACCUCGUGGCACGGCCUGCUGGGCCUGUUCACGGUGUGCGUGGUCGGCGUGCAGUCUUUGGCGGCCCUGCCCCUCAGUUACCAUUCUCUGGCCAAAGGCUGGUCCCUCGCCAAACUGAAGCGCUACCACGCGGCGUCAGGACUCGUCACCUACCUGCUUGGCAGUGGCAGCCUGCUCCUCGGCCUCAGCUCGGCUUGGUUCACUGCAGCUGUCAAGGAACACACAUGGUACCUGUCGGCGCUCUGCCCUGCUUUCUGUGCCCUCAUCAUCAUGAACCAAGUCUCCAGUUCUUACAUGGCUAAAAAGCGGCUGCAGUCCUGACGAAGGACGUGAUACGGACUCUGAGACUCUAAGAGACAGAACUUGCCAUCAGAAUUACUUGAAAGUCAAAAUGGAUUCAAUUUCAUCUGCCACAUGCUUGUCUGUCUUUUCUUAUCUAGCAUUUGCCAAAAAAUAUCCACAAGAUUGCAGUCAUUGGGUUUUUAUCUUUAAAUUUGAUCUUUAAAUCUUAUUUUGCAGUUAAAUGCAUAAGUGUUACAUGUUGGCCUUCGAUGUUUGAUUUCUAAUCAAGAGCAAAAUGAAUGAUAUUCACACCAGUUAAACCAUGAGCUUCAGUUUUUACAGCGGAUGAAAAUGAAAAUGUUGACACGCCGACCUCAAACUGAGAACGCGUGAACUGAGCUGCACACCAGCCGUAUUAAUUAAGCAUGUUUCAGUGGCCUCACACGGCUGCAAGCAAAGGCUUUAGACAUAACUUCUGAAAACCUGUCUGGUUUUAGUCAAACUAAAAUUCAUUUAAUUAAAAAUACACAUGAGUGGUGGGACUCCAGGUUAUUGAACGUCAGUGGUUCUUUGUUUUGUUCAUUUUAAGAAGUUUUCAGUUUGCUUUGGGUCGUUGUCCAUCCGCACUUUGAAAAUCUGCCCUGUCAGUUUUGUGAAAGUGAAGUUUCAUCCGGCUUCUCUCAGGAGUCACAGAGUGAAAACCAGUGACCCAGUUCCAGUUUUAUUGAGACAGAUCCUCUCUAUCCAUUCCUUCUUCUUAAGAACUGCCACAUAGUUUAUUUAGUCACAAGGUUCUACUAUUAUGUUAUCUGAUAAAUCUCCCAUAAAUUUUGUUUUUAAUCUCAGGUCACUUAUUAUUUUCCCGUCUUUUGGAUGAUGGAUGCUGCUGUUUACUGAAAAUUCAGUCAAGUUUAAACAAGCUAUGUUGAAAAAUACGGUCGGAAAUAAAAGCUUUUGUAAAUGA